Messenger RNA from Closterium sp. NIES-67, 1463 nucleotides. The record is from the annotation of a GenBank genome assembly. Lineage: Eukaryota; Viridiplantae; Streptophyta; Zygnematophyceae; Desmidiales; Closteriaceae.
UCGAAACAGUCAUUGCAGUUCUGAUCCGCCAUGGCUGCCGCGGGCCGUCCGGACCAUGGAUCGGCCGCCGCGUGGAAGCGAGCCGUGCUCCUCGUCAUCUGCGUCACCGGCAUCUGGGCGGCGUACCUCACGCAAGGCGUGGUGCAAGAGAACCUCUCCACCAAGCGCUUUGCACCGGACGACAGGAGAUUCGAGCACCUCGCGUUCCUGAACCUCGCGCAGAGCCUCGUCUGCUCCGUCGUCGCCUUCCUCAUGCUGAACAUUCUCUCAACCAACAUGACAGUUCAGCCACCGCUGCUGUCCUACUGGCUCCCCGGAGUCACCAACACCAUUGGGCCGGCAUGCGGUCUCGUUGCCCUGAAAUACAUCUCCUAUCCUGCUCAGGUCCUAGCCAAGUCAUCCAAAAUGAUCCCAGUGAUGCUAGCGGGAGCCAUUAUCUAUGGUGUGCGUUACACUAUCCCAGAGUACGUCUGCACUCUGCUUGUCGCCGGGGGAGUCUCCAUGUUCGCCCUCUUUAAGAGCUCCAGCAAGGCUAUGAGCAAGCUAGCCAGCCCUAACGCCCCUCUGGGCUACACCCUCUGCUUCCUCAACCUGGGGCUGGACGGCUUCACCAACGCCACGCAGGACUCCAUUACCGCCAAGUACCCAUUCACAGCGACGUACCAUCUGAUGCUGGGGAUGAACAUAUGGGGCACGCUCUACCUGGCACUCUAUAUGUUCGCGUGGCCGGGAGGUGGCGGCAUGGCAGCCAUAGACUUUUGCCGGACGCACCCCGAGGCUGCCGUGGACGUGCUCCUUUUCUGCCUCUGCGGCGCGGUCGGGCAGAAUUUUAUUUUCUUGACCAUCAACAAGUUUGGCGCGCUCGUUAAUACGACCAUCACGACAACGCGGAAAUUCAUGAGUAUCUUGAUCUCGGCGGUGUGGAAUGGAAACCCGCUCACGGGGCAGCAGUGGGCAGGAGUGGGCAUGGUGUUCGCGGGGCUGACCUACCAGAUCUUCCUGAAGUGGCGGAAAUCAAAGAGCAAGAAGAAGCGAGCGGGCUCGGAUUUGGGGGCGGCUUCGAGAAAGGAGGCGGCGGGAGAAGGGAAAGGAGAGGAAAAGGAGGCGCUGGUGGGAAACGGGGAGAGGAAGAAGAGUAGGUGACUGAUGGAGUGGUGGUGGGGGGGUUACUGACAGUGGGAGGAGGAAGGAAAGGGAAGCAGGGAGAGGAGCUGGUGGGAAAUGGGGAGAGGAAGAAUGACAGGUGAGUGGGUGGGAGGGUUCUCGCGUACUGACAUGCGAUGCGACUCUUUGAUACCACAUUCAUUAUUUGCAAGAACCAGAUAAAUAUCUUGUUUGUAUGUGACUAUACAUGCAUGUUCUGGCUGAGCUUGCUCGGGCUUUGGUUGGCAAAUUGGCAAUCCAUGUGAGACUAAAUCUCUGAUUGUCAGAGCAAGAGCAGCUGGGGUGCUUGAAGAAGGGUA